This is a messenger RNA of Magallana angulata, 3878 nucleotides long. RefSeq names its product RUN domain-containing protein 1-like. Lineage: Eukaryota; Metazoa; Mollusca; Bivalvia; Ostreida; Ostreidae. The record is from RefSeq and is a predicted model, not a curated record. The coding region runs from base 127 to 1863 and encodes 578 amino acids. The transcript is spliced from 16 exons.
CAAUGAGACAGCUGCUGCAGAUAAUUAGAUAAUGUUACACAUUUCUUCGUACUCCAUGAAUAGACCGAUUAUUCCUGUGCAUGUAACAAAACUAUAAGAAUACACAAGUUGGCUGUAAAGUUCAGCAUGAUGGAAGGAACAACACUACCAGCUGCUGAAGAGGAAUUAGAUGUUGAUUAUGAUAGUUUUGAUGAGCAGUAUGACCGCCCUACAGAGAGAUGGGCACCUCUAGGACAAGCAACCAGUCCUGCCCCAUCAAGAAUGGAACUUAAUCAUGAAACUCACUUGGAAGAGAUGGAAAGGCUAGAAAAAGAACAGGAGCAGUUGAAUUCAUCCCUACUUGCCCUCACUACACAUUUCGCUCAAGUGCAGUUCAGACUGAAGCAGAUAGUCAGUGCCGAAGCUGAGGAUAAAGAGAUUUUACUUAAAGAAUUGGAAGAAUUUGCAUUUAAAGGAAUUCCUGAUGUGAGGGGAAGUCGGGUACAAGAUGCACAAAUCCUUGAAGAAAUGAGUGACAAAGAACAUGAAGUGAAAAUAAAUGAACAAAGAGAAAAACAAAGAGAACUUAUUCAUCAGCUUAAAUCACAGCUAGAAGAUCUGGAGAACUAUGCCUACGAGACAGGGGAUGUGGAAGAAUUGCCUACCAAUAAAAUGAUGGAAAAACAAAGGGUGGUCAUUGAUGAACUCAAAACAAAACUAGACCUCAACAUGGAUAAUUUUGACAAACUAAGCACUGAUGACUUAAAGAAUGUGGUGGAUCAUGCCAUUGGUCAGAUUGUUAACCCUGCCAAAGUGAAAGAGAAACUUGUAGAUCAGCUACGCACACAGGUGGUGGAUCUAGAGAGGUUUAUAGCUUUUCUUCAAGGAGAAGCUAGCAGUCCAGGUCCUCUCGGGAAAGAGAGGUGCACUUGUCCCUUGCACAAAUUUCCAGAUGACAGCUCAGACAACACUAAAGACUGUAAAGGCUUGCACCAUCACCACAACUGCAAACUGAAAGAAAAAGUGGAGAGAGAGAAGAAUGUUAAGGACACACAGGCCUUUGUCAAGAAGACUCUUGCCAUACUUCAGAUGUUCAUCAUUACACAGUUUGGGUGUGGUGCUGGGGAAUUUAAGAGAAACAUGAUGAAAAAGACUACCAAGGGAAAUCACUGGGGAGAUCUGAGAGCAAGAUUAGAACUGGCCAUCAACAAAACACUAGAACUGGCCCAAAAGCAGGAAGAAGAACCGCAGGAUGAUCAGAGUGAAUUUGGCAGUGACUCAGAGGAGAGUCAGGAACAGAGUAGCCCUGCCCUGACCCAGUGUGUGAGGAAAGACCUAGCCAUGGCUGUUCGUGACUUGAUGCAGCAUGGACUGAUGGAGAUUGGGCAGAGUAAGAGCCUGGUACCCUUUGGAUGCCUUCCCAACAGAUCGGCAGCCAUUACUCAGUCUCUGCAUGCCUGGGACCUACUACUCAAGUUCUAUGAGAUGAAACAUGGCAGACAAUAUAAUGAAUCCCCAGCAAGAAAGCUGUCCCAGUCAUUUCACCUGGAGAUGGUCGGGGGGAAACCAAUCACUGUCAAACAGACGAUGCUUGGGGCCAUUAACACCGUCAUCUCCUCCCACACUCCUCUCAAACGCUCAGAGGACUCUCACUUCAAAGCUUUCAUCUCCAUGGCACUCAAUGAAAGGAAAUUGGUUGUGUGGUUGAAGCUGCUUUUCAGGACUCAGACUCUUAUCGACAACUACUACCAAGAUUGGAGCUAUGUGGCCAGAACUGGUUUUGAUGAUGCUCUGAAAUCUCUGGACAAGCUGAACAGCAUUCCAUUCAAACUUCCUGUUGACCUGGCUGUGCGACCUUUCAGCAACAUCAAGGACGCAUUCUGAUCUAUUUCACCAUUACACACAACUUUUUUGUCGUACAUACAGCAGUCAAUUAUUGACUUGUUAAUAUUGACCAGUAAUUUUCAACUGAAAAUGAAAUCAUGAAAAGAUGGAAGGAUUCAUAAAAAAGAUUUCUACUUAAUAACUAUUUCAUCUGAUUGUGUAAUAGAAAAUAGACAGUGGAUUUUUGGCAAAGAAAAAUAUGUAAUGGUAAAUGUAUACAUGUUCAAAAAUAUGCAUGAUGUAUAUUUUGAUUUCAGUAUAUUACACAUAUACCAGGUACAUUUGUGUGAGACUUACAACAUUACAAACAAGCAGUUUCAAUUUCAGACCUUUAUUAGACAGUAACCAUCAAAGUAAACAUAUUCAUUCAACUGCCUUAACAAAAACUCUCAGAAACUGUGACUAGUAUUAUCUGUUUCAUCAUCAUGUUAUGUAGUAUUUCAAUAGAGCAGUCAAGGUUAAAAAUGCAUUUAAGUGAUUAGUUUUUAAUAUUCUUUGUGUUUUCACCAGAUUGGCGCACCUUGCAGCAUGUAUUUUUUCAAAACUUUUAUUCACAUGCAUGUACAUUUAUAUGUAGUUCAAUGGAAAACUGAAUUAUAAGGGGAGGAUACUCCGUGAUGCAAUGAAAAUUAUGAGUCAAAGAAUCUCCUGUUUAUCAGACUGAAACCCUUUACUGUACACAAGUAUUUAUUGUGUGAGAAUUGUCUUUAGUACUUCUGUGUUUUAAAGUUAGUUAAGUUUUGAAUCUCAUUAUCUUUUGUGGUUUUUUUCCAAGAAAAAUAUGUUCUGUCCAUGUACAUGAUACAUACAUUAAUAUGAAUUAUCACGUUUAACGUAGACUUUGUUGAAAAUAUUGUAGUCAGUGUAAGUAAGAAUUGAUUAAUUUGCUUCAACAUUCCUGGUAAAAAUACAAUGUAUUUAGAAAUACACAGCUCAAAGUUAAAUGUAUGUAUUGCUAUUUAUUGGAGCAUUCCAAAUCAAUUAAUCAUUCCUUUAUUAAUUUAUACAUGCAUGUGUUGAUAAUUAUUUUAAUAUAUGUUGCGUAAUAAUUCUUUAUUGCUUAUAUAUAUAUUUACAUUUAAGAAAUCCAAUGUUUUAUUUCUAUCUUAAUUUAUAUAAGAAUUAUGUUUCAUUUUUUGAUGAUCAUCUGAAAUCCUUUGUUCUGAACAUGAACUGAUAUCAGACUCAAAUCUGUCCACAUUUACAGCUAUUUAUCUUUAAAUAUUGUUUUGUUUAUUAUCUUUAUUAUGAUUUUUUAUUGUUUAAGGUUGUGUUAUAAUACUGCAUAUAAGUGCAAUAAUGCCUGAUGCCUCUUUCAUUUAUGUAUUCAUCUUCAUGUGAAAGAUGUUCUCAGAUUGUCAUAUCACUAGCCAAAAUAGUCAUCAUUUGUAAAUUCAUAUACAUGUGUACACUGUAGAUGUAUAUACUUAUCAUGUGUAAAGGGGGGUGUAGAGUAGACACCAAGGGAAUAGGGAGUAUAGGCAAAAAAUUGCAUGCAUAAUUGUUUAUAUAUAAAAGGUGUUGGUAUAUGGUAACAUCAAUGCUAUUAUUAUUGAGUGUUUUAAAAUCUAUGCUAUCAUACAAGAACAGAUUUUGUAGAAGUAAAUUCUAUGAACUUCAGAAACAUUUCAAACCAAUGGCAUAUUAUUGAUUUAGAGGUAAACAUUCAGUUUUGAUAUACAUGUAGAAGUAAACAUUCAGUGAAAAUAGUCAGGGUAAAUUUUAAAUUGUUUGUUUGGAUUUUUGUCAUUUCAAAAUAAGAAAUAUGUAAUAUGAUCAUGAAAUCCCUAUUAAUAUAGUGCAAUAUCCCAAAUGUUCUCAUAUGUACAUGUGAUUGUCAGUGUUGAUAAUGUACAUGUAUAUCUACAUUUACAUGUAUAUAAAUGUUCAUUUAUUGAUCAUUUGCUCAUUGGCCUCUGAAUGGUAUGUAAUUGUGAUCUGCAUUCCAAGGCCAUGUAUUGUUAUGGCAUUGUUGUCCACAAUAGAUAAAUAUAUUUUGAUGUUGCAACCAACAA